AGGAAAUGCUUAUGGACAGACACCUUAGCGAGUGCUGCUGAAGAGAACAGAAGUGGGGACAGUAUCACCGCAGCCACUGGAAGACAAGCCUGUCAUGGCCGCAGAGCGACUGUGCUUUGAGGAGGCUGCUUGCUUCUUGUGAAAAGGAAACACUCCAGGCAAGCAGCCUUUCUGUCUGUGCUGGUUGCGGUGCAGUGUGAUGACCAUGGAUGGGGGUUCACGCCACUGCCGCUGAUGACUGCUUCCUGCCUCUGUGGACAUGAGUGACCCAAGGCCACCACAGGUAGAGACGCACAAGCUUGGCAGAGCGGCCUCCAAACUCAAGGACCCUUCCAGAACCAUGCAGUCUGAUGAUUAUUUUGCUCGGAAAUUUAAAGUCAUCAACGGCAGCAUGGGACCCGCUGCUUUAAACACCCCCAGUCCGAGUGAGGGUAGUGGGGGUGGUGGUGGGCCAGCCAAUGGUACCCCAGCAGUGCCCAAGAUGGGUGUGAGGGCCAGAGUAUCUGAGUGGCCUCCUAAAAAGGAGUGCUCCAAGGACCUGGCUUGCAAGGCACUGUGGGAGAGCCGUCCUCAGUCUGGCUAUGAGAGUGUCACCUCCAUCAUCCAGAAUGGCCAAAACAACCAGGGUGACAGGGAGCAAGAGGAGCAGCCGGACCUGGACUUCGUGGAGGCAAAGUACACCAUUGGGGACAUCUUUGUCCAUUCUCCCCAGAGAGGACUCCACCCCAUACGCCAGAGGAGCAACAGCGACGUCACCAUCAGCGACAUCGAUGCUGAGGACGCCCUGGACCAGCGUGCAGUCAACCCCAACACGGGAGCCGCCCUGCACAGGGAGUACGGGAGCACGUCGUCCAUCGACAGGCAGGGUCUGUCUGGAGAGGACGUUUUUGCCAUGCUCCGAGGCUACCGAGUAGAUAAUCACGACCCUAAGAUGACCAGCUCCUUUGGGUUUCCCGACUUCCUUCCCUGUGACACAGCCAUCUCCCCCAGCCUCCACGCUGCAGCCCAGAUUUCCAGAGGAGAGUUCGUCCGCAUCUCGGGGUUGGACUACAUGGAUGGGGGCCUGUUGGUGGGGAGGGACAGGGACAAGGCCUUCAAGCGCAGGCUAAAGUCUGAGUCGGUGGAAACGUCACUCUUCCGGAAACUCCGCACGGUCAAGAGUGAGCACGAGGCCUUCAGGUUCUCCUGUGACCGGGAGGAGGGCCGCCUGGGCCGGGGCGUCCGCCCGUGGAGCUGCCAGAGGUGCUUUGCCCACUAUGACGUGCAGAGCAUCCUCUUCAACAUCAGCGAGGCCAUGGCCACGAGGGCCAGUGUGGGCAAGAGGAAGAACAUCACCACGGGGGCCUCGGCGGCAUCACAGGCCCCGGUCCCCACAGGCACGGCCGGAGGCUGCGAGUCCCCGCUGGGCAGCAAAGAGGACCUCAACUCCAAGGAGAACCCAGAUGCCGACGAGGGCGACGGGAAGAGCAGCGACCUCGUCCUCAGCUGCCCCUACUUCCGAAACGAGACUGGCGGGGAGGGCGACAGGCGCAUUGCGCUGUCUCGGGCCAACUCUGCCUCCUUCAGCUCCGGGGAGAGCUGCUCCUUUGAGUCAUCCCUCAGCUCACACUGCACCAACGCAGGAGUGUCUGUCCUGGAGGUGCCGCGCGAGAACCAGCCCAUCCACAGGGAGAAGGUCAAACGCUACAUCAUAGAGCACAUUGACCUUGGGGCCUACUACUACCGCAAGUUCUUCUACGGCAAAGAGCACCAGAACUACUUUGGAAUCGAUGAAAACCUUGGCCCUGUGGCCAUCAGCAUCCGGAGGGAGAAGGUAGAAGAUCCCAGGGAGAAAGAAGGGUCCCAGUUCAACUACAGGGUGGCCUUCAGGACCAGCGAGCUCACAACCCUGAGAGGAGCCAUCCUAGAAGAUGCUGUCCCCUCCACAGCCCGGCACGGCACCGCCCGGGGCCUGCCCCUCAAGGAAGUCCUGGAGUACGUCAUCCCAGAGCUGAGUAUCCCGUGCCUGCGCCAGGCAGCCAACUCCCCCAAGGUCCCGGAGCAGCUGCUCAAGCUGGAUGAACAAGGGCUGAGCUUCCAGCACAAAAUUGGGAUCCUGUACUGCAAAGCUGGGCAGAGCACGGAAGAGGAAAUGUACAACAACGAGACAGCAGGGCCGGCCUUCGAGGAGUUCCUGGACCUCCUUGGCCAGAGAGUGCGGCUGAAGGGCUUCAGCAAGUACCGGGCACAGCUGGACAAUAAAACGGAUUCUACAGGGACUCACUCCCUCUACACCACAUACAAGGACUUUGAGCUGAUGUUCCACGUGUCAACGCUGCUUCCGUAUAUGCCAAACAACAGGCAGCAGCUGCUGAGGAAGAGGCACAUCGGGAACGACAUCGUCACCAUCGUCUUCCAGGAGCCCGGCGCCCUCCCGUUCACCCCCAAGAGCAUCCGCUCCCACUUCCAGCACGUCUUCGUCAUAGUGAGGGUGCACAGCCCCUGUACAGACAGCGUGUGCUACAGCGUCGGAGUCUCCAGGUCAAAGGACGUCCCUCCCUUUGGCCCCCCAAUCCCUAAAGGUGUAACUUUUCCAAAGUCAGCCGUGUUCCGGGACUUCCUUUUAGCCAAAGUAAUCAAUGCCGAAAAUGCAGCCCAUAAAUCAGAAAAGUUCCGGGCCAUGGCUACUCGAACAAGGCAGGAAUACUUGAAGGACUUGGCCGAGAACUUUGUCACAACUGCCACAGUGGACACUUCCGCCAAGUUCAGCUUCAUCACCCUGGCUGCAAAGAAGAAAGAGCGAGUGAAGGCCAGGAAGGACGCGCACCUCUUCAGCAUCGGGGCCGUCACGUGGCACGUGGUGGCACGGGACUUCGGCCAGUCAGCGGACAUCGAGUGUCUGCUCGGGAUCUCCAACGAGUUCAUCAUGUUAAUAGAGAAAGACUCCAAGAACGUCGUGUUCAACUGUUCCUGCAGGGAUGUGAUCGGCUGGACCUCCGGGUUAGUGAGCAUCAAAGUCUUCUAUGAACGGGGAGAGUGCAUCCUGCUGUCCUCGGUGGACAACUGCUCCGAAGACAUCCGGGAAAUAGUGCAGCGGCUCGUAAUAGUGACGAGAGGCUGUGAGACUGUGGAAAUGACGCUGAGGAGGAACGGCCUGGGCCAGCUUGGCUUCCAUGUGAACUUUGAAGGGAUUGUUGCAGACGUGGAACCUUUCGGCUUUGCCUGGAAGGCGGGCCUUCGCCAAGGGAGCCGGCUCGUGGAGAUCUGCAAGGUGGCUGUGGCCACCCUGAGCCAUGAGCAGAUGAUUGACCUGCUGCGGACAUCCGUGACGGUGAAGGUGGUUAUCAUCCAGCCCCACGAGGACGGCUCUCCCCGCAGGGGUUGCUCGGAGCUCUGCCGGAUCCCCAUGGUAGAAUACAAGCUGGACAGCGAGGGCACGCCCUGUGAAUACAAGACACCUUUUAGGAGGAACACCACGUGGCACCGUGUGCCCACCCCUGCCCUACAGCCAGUUUCCAGAGCCUCACCAGUGCCCGGCACACCUGACCGUCUGCAAUGCCAGCCACUACUCCAGCAGGCCCAGGCCGCCAUCCCCCGGAGCACUUCCUUUGACAGGAAGCUGCCUGAUGGCACCAGAAGUUCUCCCAGCAACCAAUCUUCAUCCAGCGACCCAGGACCUGGUGGGAGUGGACCCUGGAGACCGCAAGUGGGCUACGAUGGGUGCCCAUCCCCCCUACUGCUUGAGCACCAGGGCCCGGGCUCUGUGGAGUGUGAUGGGGCCAGGGAGCACGAGGACAUCAUAGAGGGAGGCAGGCUUCCAGAAACCAAAUGGCAUGGCCCACCAUCCAAAGUCCUGAGCUCCUAUAAGGAGAGAGCCCUGCAGAAAGACGGAAGCUGCAAAGAUUCCCCCAAUAAGCUAUCUCACAUCGGGGACAAGAGCUGCUCCAGUCACUCCAGCAGCAACACUCUCUCCAGCAACACCUCCAGCAACAGUGACGACAAGAACUUUGGGUCAGGGGACCUAAUGGACCCCGAGCUGCUGGGAUUGACCUACAUCAAGGGCGCAUCCACCGACAGCGGCAUCGACACUACGCCAUGCAUGCCAGCCACCAUCCUUGGCCCCGUGCACCUGACGGGCAGCAGGUCCCUGAUCCACAGCCGGGCCGAGCAGUGGGCAGACGCCACUGACGUCUCAGGAGCUGACGACGAACCCGCCAAGAUGUUCACACUGCAUGGCUACACCUCUGCCAUCUCCGCUGGCGUGGCAGAGGGCAGCAUGGGCGACCUCAGUGAGAUCUCUUCUCACUCCAGCGGCUCUCACCAUUCAGGAAGCCCCUCCGCUCACUGCUCCCAAAGCACUGGGUCUCUGGACAGCUCCAAAGUCUACAUCGUUACUCACAGUGGCAGUCAGCAGGUCCCUGGGGCCAUGGCAAAGCCUUACCACAGACAAGGAGCAGCAAACAAAUAUGUCAUUGGCUGGAAAAAGUCAGAAGGCAGCCCACCGCCCGAGGAGCCGGAAGUGAGUGGCUGCCCUAGGAUCUAUGGCGAAGUGGGCAUCAUGGCCACAGCCCCUCAGCACCCGGCAGCAGUAGGGGACUCUGUUUCAGAAACUCAGCACGUCCUAUCCAAAGAUGACUUUCUGAAGUUGAUGCUCCCUGACAGCCCCUUAGUGGAGGAGGGGAGACGGAAGUUUUCAUUCUAUGGGAACCUGUCUCCGCGGAGGUCGCUGUACCGAACACUGUCAGACGAGAGUGUGUGCAGCAACCGUAGGGGAUCGUCCUUUGCCAGUUCCCGGAGCUCCAUCCUGGACCAGGCCCUGCCCAACGACAUUCUGUUCAGCACCACUCCGCCAUACCACAGCACGCUGCCUCCCAGGACCCACCCUGCACCCAGCAUGGGGACCCUACGGAAUGAGUUCUGGUUCUCUGACGGGUCCUUAUCGGAUAAGUCCAAGUGUGCAGAUCCUGGCCUGAUGCCACUUCCAGACACAGCCACAGGGCUAGACUGGUCCCACCUCGUGGAUGCUGCACGGGCAUUUGAAGGUCUUGACUCAGAUGAAGAACUCGGGCUGCUCUGUCACCACGCCUCCUACCUAGACCAGAGGGUGGCAUCUUUCUGUACCCUCACCGACCUCCAGCAUGGACAGGAACUGGAAGGGGCCCCCGAGCUGUCCUUGUGUGUGGACCCCACCAGUGGCAAGGAGUUCAUGGACGCUCCUGGGGAGCGAUCGCCCUCCACAUUGACUGGCAAAGUCAACCAGCUGGAACUGAUUCUCCGACAGCUACAGACGGACCUUCGGAAGGAGAAGCAAGACAAGGCGGUGCUGCAGGCUGAAGUCCAGCACCUGAGGCAAGACAACAUGCGGCUGCAGGAAGAGUCGCAGACCGCCACCGCCCAGCUACGCAAGUUCACCGAGUGGUUCUUCAGCACCAUUGACAAGAAGGCCUGACCCGCUAACUGCUCCUCACCGGGGACCAUGGGCCGGCUGGCCUGCCUGCCUCCCUCCCUGCCUGCCUGCCAGCCUGCCGGCCUGUGGUCCCUUCCAGGUCGGCAGUGCAGUCCUUAUAUGUGCUUUCCACCACCUGUACGUAGAUGUCUCACUGUCCACUCUGCGUGUCACUCGUCACCCCAGCCGGACAGAUCGGGUCUGCA
Acomys russatus (golden spiny mouse) is the source of this 5631-nucleotide messenger RNA. It is a transcript of the gene Sipa1l2, whose product is annotated as signal induced proliferation associated 1 like 2. Gene Ontology annotation, cellular component: cytoplasm. Bases 260 to 5428 code for a protein of 1722 amino acids. Gene Ontology annotation, molecular function: protein binding; GTPase activator activity. The transcript is spliced from 21 exons. Gene Ontology annotation, biological process: regulation of small GTPase mediated signal transduction; activation of GTPase activity. The record is from RefSeq and is a predicted model, not a curated record. NCBI's taxonomy places the organism in Eukaryota, Metazoa, Chordata, Mammalia, Rodentia, Muridae.